This is a messenger RNA of Mercurialis annua (annual mercury), 1086 nucleotides long. RefSeq lists its product as uncharacterized. NCBI's taxonomy places the organism in Eukaryota, Viridiplantae, Streptophyta, Magnoliopsida, Malpighiales, Euphorbiaceae. Bases 184 to 942 code for a protein of 252 amino acids. The record is from RefSeq and is a predicted model, not a curated record. The transcript has a single exon.
AGUAGUUGGUCUGUAUUCAGUCCACAGCCGAUAAAUACCGCUCAUAAAUACAAGUUCAGUUCACCUCAUUUACGCUCUCUCUAAACCUAAAAAUUUUCUGAUCUCUUCCAUGCAAACCCUAUACAAAAUUGGGUACAUAUUUAGAAGAAGCAACUAAUAUAUCUCUUGCUUAUUGCUCUGUUUAUGUAUAUCUAUAUGAAUCAGAUGGGAGAUUUGUUUGAACACGGAUAUUUUGGAGCAAAAAUGGUGUUAGUAUCUUCAGGGAUAAUAGCUACUGUAUUUUUGUUCAAAGUGGCUGUAAUUCCGUUUGUAUUUGAUCUCAUUUUCUCAGCUCUUCCCAGCCUUUGGAUCUUCAUUCGCAGCUUGUUAUCUCCUCCUUAUAUUUACAUAAUCCUCAACUUCAUCAUCUUCGUCAUUGCUGCCCUCCACCGCCACAACGGCGGCAACACAACAAAAGCAUCCGCUAUGGCGGCGGCUCAUGAUUAUCUACUUGAAGAAGAUGAUGAAAAACAAGUAAAACACUCUCACCAGUCUAUGGACUCGACCUCUCCUCAUGACUAUGGCGGCUUAACUCAAAACCGCCGUUUACAUGAUGACUGUGAAGAUGAUGAUGAGAGCUUGCAACGAACGGAGGACUCAUUUGAGGAGACGUGGAAGGCUAUUAUGGAAGGCCAAGGAAAGGCGGCGGAGAGGAAGCUAAAGAAGAGUGAGACAUGGGACAGACCGCCGCGGGUUGUGGUGGUACAAGACGACGGUGGUGAUGGGAAUGAUCCGGUAGCUUGGGCACGACGGGAGUUGAGAAAAUCGGAUACAUUUAGCGACAGAGUGUCGUUAAUAAGGGAGAAGUCGAUGAGUCAAGAUGAGUUGAACCGGCGAGCGGAGGAGUUUAUUAAGAAGUUCAAUCAUGAGAUGAGGCUGCAGCGACAUGAUAGUGGCGUUUAGUGGCUCUUUUUCAUUCUUUUUUCUUUUUAAAUUAACAAGUGGAGCUUAAACUUGCAAUUAUUAGUCAAGUCUUUUGUUUUUAAACAAGCUCUAAUUAAACCAUUGUAUUUAGAAGGGUUAAUGAUCCAAGCUUAAUUUACUUUU